CUAUUAUGCUGCCGGGGCCGGCGAGCCAAAGAGGAGCCGGCCGCGCGGGCCGGGAGGGGACGGCCGCCGGAGCCGCCGAGGCCAAGUGCUGCCUGGUUGGGCCCAGACAUGGAAUGUCGCGCCUCAGCGGGAAGCACAGAGGAAGCCAGGGCCUCCCUGAGCCGCUGCCGUGACUGCCAGUGAGUGAGCAGCUGGAGGAUGUCCGCCGCGACGCCGGUCGCCCCCACGGGGAUCCCGGCGGCCCCGGGCCCAGUGAACCCACCCCCGCCGGAGGUCUCCAACCCCGCCAAGCCCGGCCGCAAGACCAACCAGCUUCAGUACAUGCAGAACGUGGUGGUGAAGACGCUCUGGAAACACCAGUUCGCCUGGCCCUUCUACCAGCCCGUGGACGCCAUCAAGCUGAACCUGCCUGAUUAUCAUAAGAUAAUAAAAAACCCCAUGGACAUGGGAACCAUUAAGAAGAGGCUAGAAAAUAAUUAUUACUGGAGCGCGAGUGAGUGUAUGCAGGACUUCAACACCAUGUUUACAAACUGCUACAUUUACAACAAGCCCACAGAUGACAUAGUGCUCAUGGCCCAAGCCUUAGAGAAAAUUUUUCUGCAAAAAGUGGCUCAGAUGCCCCAGGAGGAAGUUGAGUUACUGCCCCCUGCUCCAAAGGGCAAAGGCCGGAAACCCUCUUCGGGAACGCAGAGCGCAGGCUCGCAGCAAGUGGCAGCCGUGUCCUCCGUCUGCCCGGCGACCCCCUUCCAGAGUGUCCCCCCCACGGUCUCCCAGACGCCCGUCAUCGCCGCCACCCCCGUGCCAACCAUCACCGCUAAUGCCACGUCGGUCCCUGUCCCCCCGGCUGCUGCCCCGCCUCCCCCCGCCACGCCCAUCAUCCCCGUGGUCCCUCCCACGCCGCCCGUCGUAAAGAAGAAGGGCGUGAAGCGGAAAGCGGACACCACCACGCCCACGACGUCCGCCAUCACAGCCAGCCGCAGCGAGUCGCCCCCGCCGCUCUCGGACCCCAAGCAGGCCAAGGUGGUGGCGCGGCGGGAGAGCGGGGGCCGCCCCAUCAAGCCGCCCAAGAAGGACCUGGAGGACGGCGAGGUGCCGCAGCACGCGGGCAAGAAGGGCCGGCUGUCCGAGCACCUGCGCCACUGCGACAGCAUCCUCAAGGAGAUGCUCUCCAAGAAGCACGCGGCCUACGCCUGGCCCUUCUACAAGCCGGUGGACGCCGAGGCCCUGGAGCUGCACGACUAUCACGACAUCAUCAAGCACCCGAUGGACCUGAGCACCGUCAAGAAGAAGAUGGACAGCCGGGAGUACCCGGACGCGCAGGGCUUCGCGGCCGACAUCCGGCUGAUGUUCUCAAACUGCUACAAGUACAACCCCCCGGACCACGAGGUGGUGGCCAUGGCCAGGAAGCUGCAGGACGUGUUUGAGAUGCGCUUCGCCAAGAUGCCAGACGAGCCAGCGGAGGUGCCUGCCCUGCCCGCGCCUGCAGCCCCCGUGGUCAGCAAGGGCGUGGAGAGCAGCCGCAGCAGCGACGAGAGCUCGUCGGACUCGGGCAGCUCGGACUCGGAGGAGGAGCGCGCCACGCGGCUGGCGGAACUGCAGGAGCAGCUGAAGGCCGUGCACGAGCAGCUGGCCGCCCUGUCUCAGGCGCCAGUGAACAAGCCAAAGAGAAAGAAGGAGAAGAAGGAGAAAAAGAAGAAAGACAAGGACAAGGAGCGGCACAAGGUCAAGGCCGAGGACGAGAAGCGGGCCAAGGCCGCCCCGCCCGCCAAGCAGGCCCCGCAGAAGAAGGCGCCCGCCAAGAAGGCCAGCAGCACCACCGCUGCCGGCAGACAGCCGAAGAAGGGCGGCAAGCAGGCGUCAGCCUCCUACGACUCGGAGGAGGAGGAGGAGGGGCUGCCCAUGAGCUAUGACGAGAAGCGGCAGCUGAGCCUGGACAUCAACCGGCUGCCCGGGGAGAAGCUGGGCCGCGUGGUGCACAUCAUCCAGUCGCGGGAGCCCUCGCUGCGGGACUCCAACCCCGACGAGAUCGAGAUCGACUUCGAGACCCUGAAGCCCACCACGCUGCGGGAGCUGGAGAGAUACGUCAAGUCUUGCUUGCAGAAAAAGCAGAGGAAGCCUCUCUCCACGAGCGGGAAGAAGCAGGCAGCCAAGUCGAAGGAGGAGCUGGCUCAGGAGAAGAAGAAGGAGCUGGAGAGGCGGCUGCAAGAUGUCAGCGGGCAGCUGAGCAACAGCAAGAAGCCAGCCAAGAGAGAGAAGGCGGGCUCCGCCGCGUCCGGGGGGCCCUCGCGGCUCAGCAGCAGCAGCUCCUCCGAGUCCGGCAGCAGCAGCACGAGCGGGUCCAGCUCCGACAGCAGCGACUCCGAGUGAGCCCUGGGCGCGCGGCUCGGGCCGCCGCCGCCGCCGGGACGCCGCGGCGCUCCCCCCGGCGGUUAAUAUACUCCUUUCGCUCCAUGGUGUGCAGGCUCUCUUUCACUUCAGUGUUAUGGUAUCUUCCAGUUCUGGCUUUAAUAGGUCAACCGAGAUCUUUCUGUGUGUGUCCAUUAGACUUUGAGAAGCUGUGAAUCGGCAUCAGGUCUUUGCUCCGUAACUGAACUCAAGUCCCUUGGAGAUGCCGGCUUCAGACGCUAACGUGAUAACCGUAGGAAGCGUGUGAGGUGUGGUCUGAAGGUGCUUGCAGAACCCCUUUCCUUACACCCGACCUGGUCUGUAGCCCCAGCGAGAAUGUCUCCCGCGGAAAUGUCUCGGACGUGGUGCCGCACAGGAAGGCUGUUGGCUUCGCCGACGGGGGUCUGUCUCCGUCUCCGAGCGCCCUGGGCCCUGACCCUCACGCCGAGGGCAGCUCUUUCUCUUUCUGCAGGGGCUGCGGACAGCCAGGCCCGCCCCUGCCAUGAGUGAGGGCCAGGGCGGGGUCCCCUCGGCCCCCAGCCCGAGCUCCUGCGGGUGGGGAGCCGACGAGGGGGCGUGCAGAGGAGCCGUCUCUCUGAUCUCCCGGGAUGUUGGGAGCUCCUGGGAGGAACACGGUGGCUGCGUGGGCAGCGCAAGGGUUCCCAAACACUGAAACUUUUACCUCAACUUUGAAAAAAAAAUAGAGAAAAGAUUUAAAAAAAAAAAAGGAGACUCUUUUUGUAAGGUUCAGCAAUUUUCUACGAAAGGCCAGCCCCACGCGUGUCCCCAGCCCAGCCGCUGCCACGCACUCCGGAACCAUCGUCCCAGUCUCGUGUAUAUAUGAAUAUUUUAUUUAUUAGCAUCAUUGGUCUUUUUUUUUUAAAAAAAAAAAGAAAGAAAAACAAAACCGCAAAAGAAAUGCAUUUUAGAAACGAGAAACAGAGGUGCAGAGACGCAGGCCUUUUCCGUGGUGUGAGGGGAGCCCAGGCCCCGCGGGCCGCGGGCCGCCCGCCCAGGUGCUACCGCCUCCUGCCCCUGCGCGGUGCUGAACCUCAUCUGCGUGCUCGUCUCGGGGCUGCGGGGUUUCUGUUCUCGUUCUUUCUCGUGUGUGUGCGUGCGUGUGCGUGUGUGUGUGUGUGAAAUCUGGAGACUCACAGGUAAUAGACAACUUCCGGCUGCAGCACAUUCUCAUUUUUUUUUUUUAAUUUCGUUUAGUUCUUUUAUAUUCACUUCUGGUCUCUCUUAGGACUGUUUUAAAAAGGACUUCGAUUUAGGGAACCCCAGUUAUAUAAUAUAAACUUUGUAAUCUGCAAGAAAAAGAAAUGUAUAGUAAAUCUAAGUCUUGAUUUUUACCUUUCUAUUGUAAAAAAAAAAAAAAAAAAGUAAUAAUAAUAUACAGAGUU
This is a messenger RNA of Capra hircus (goat), 3788 nucleotides long. It is a transcript of the gene BRD3, whose product is annotated as bromodomain containing 3. Lineage: Eukaryota; Metazoa; Chordata; Mammalia; Artiodactyla; Bovidae. Gene Ontology annotation, biological process: regulation of DNA-templated transcription; chromatin remodeling. The transcript is spliced from 12 exons. Gene Ontology annotation, cellular component: chromatin; nucleus. Bases 199 to 2367 code for a protein of 722 amino acids. The record is from RefSeq and is a predicted model, not a curated record.